GAGCAAGAAAAAAGGGGCUGGUGGUGGAAUAGCGGGGAGUGGGAGACAACAGGGGGAAUUACACUUUAAAGAAGGCGUACCGGGGAGAGGAAGGACCGCACGGAGCUCUGGACAUCCCCUCCGCUGCUCCCCCCAGACAGCAGAUCGGCAGACGCGACACCGUCCACCCCGGACCCCAUGGGGUAACAGCAGAUCUUUGGAGAGGCUUUUGUUCAGGUACACAGAUGAACAACAGGAAGGAGGACAUGGAGAUCUCCUCUCACUACCGUCAGCUCCUGCGAGAGCUCAACGAGCAGAGGCAGCACGGCAUCCUCUGCGACGCCUGUGUUAUUGUGGACGGCAAGAUCUUCAAGGCCCAUAAGAACGUACUCCUGGGUUCUUCUCGCUACUUCAAAACGCUCUACUGCCAGGUAAAAAAGGGUGCAGAGCCACAUCACCAGACCACUGUUACUCAUCUGGAUAUUGUCACUGCAACAGGCUUCAAAGCCAUCCUGGACUUCAUGUACUCAGCGCACCUGGCGCUCACCAGUAAGAACGUGAUAGAGGUCAUGUCUGCCGCCAGCUACCUGCAGAUGACUGACAUUGUCCAGGCCUGUCACAGCUUUAUCAAAGCAGCGCUGGACAUUAGCAUUCGAACCGAGAUGGCGGACGAGCUAGCCGAUUUUGAAAUGGGAGCUGUCACGGCAACAGGUGUGCCGGGAGGAGUGGGUAUAACUGGGGCAGGAGCUGUUGCUGGGAUGGGUCUCAGCGGGGGAAUUGUUGGGAUGGCGUCUGAAGCGCUGGCCUCUAUCAUGUCUGGUCGCAGCACCUCCCCUUGGUUAGCGCGUCGCACCAGCCCAGCUAACUCUUCCGGUGACUCCGCCAUCGCUAGUUGCCAUGAAGGUGGUAGCACAUAUGGGAAGGAAGACCAGGAACCCCCCAAGAGCCACGAGAGCCAGGAGGAGGCCUGCCAUGACUCCCAGCCUGCUUGGCCUCAUGACUACAGACCUGUCACUGUCAAAGAGGAGCAAGUUUCCCCAGCAUCUUCCUCUCACCCGAGGGACACUCCUAGAGGGGCCGCCCAGAGUCAAGGCGAACAAGGUGCCAGUGGAGGAAACUCAGGAGGAGACGGGCCACUGCAACCCAUGUCAGGGUCAGGGAGGAGGAAGAAUAGAAAGAACAAAGACACAGUCAGACAUAUUACCCAGCAAGCUGAGAAGAAUUGGGACAGAGAGCGUGACAGAGACAGCAGACCGGGAUCUCCACUGCCUUCCAUGCUCGCUGUGGCUGGGUGGAACUACAAUGGACAGGAUAUUCCAGGGGCAGACGUGACGGAACCCAACAGCUCAGACAGCCGCGGCGAACGCCUGGACUUCUUCCUCAAACAGGAAGAGUCUCUUGCCACAGAGCCGGGUUUCAUGGGUCAGAAUGAAUCAGAGGAGGCUGGAGCCGGAGGCGGGACCAUUUCAUCGGUGGCCAAUCUGAAGGCAGCACUGAUGAGCAAAAACAGCCUGUUGUCCCUGCGGGCUGAGAUGAUGGGCGAUGAUAACCCCCUGCUGUACGAGUACCUGCCAAAAGGAGGACACUCCCUGUCUUGGCUGCGCUCCAGCAACUACUCCAGCACGGUCCGGCCAGGGGCCAUGGGGGCCACUAUUCAAAACAAACAGGGGGCUGGCUCUUCUCCUCCUCUUCCUCUUCUUCCUUCUCAUCUUCCGCCAUCACCACCACCACCUCAGCCACCAACGACUUUAACAUCAUACUGCCCACCCACUCCGCCCACUCCACUACACCCUACCGCUGAACCUCGGCCCCUAGAGGCCCCCGGGCUACGGGCCAGAGCGCCUGUACUGCAGUCAGAAGGGAUGGACAUGGAAGUGGACGAGCCACCUGAGGGAUUGGAGCCCUCCACCUCUCCUGAGGACAUCAGAAAGGGGAGCGAAGACAUAUGCAGAACAGCUUUGGAAGGUGACCAGGCUCCUGUCGAGAGGGAUCAGAUGGCCGAAGGGUGUUGUGCUGGUGGCCUGACUACGCCUGCCUUAGUUUUUAAUGCUGACAGAGGGAGUGAGGAACUGGUGGCGCUGGUAAACGACUUCACAGUGAUCCGGAAAAAGUUCAAGUGCCCCUACUGCAGUUUUUCCGCUAUGCACCAGUGCAUCUUGAAGAGGCACAUGCGCUCCCACACGGGCGAGCGUCCUUACCCCUGUGACAUUUGUGGCAAGAAAUUCACCAGAAGGGAGCACAUGAAGAGGCACACGCUGGUUCACAGCAAAGAUAAAAAGUAUGUGUGCAAAGUCUGCAGCCGCGUCUUCAUGUCAGCCGCCAGCGUCGGAAUCAAACAUGGCUCUCGUCGCCACGGUGUCUGUGCCGACUGCUCGGGCCGCGGCAUGGCGGCGCUGCUUGACCACAAUGGCGAAGUGGGAGGAGACAUAUCCCCUGAGGAGGAACUCUACCCAGGUGACCGUUUCCACGAUGACCAGGCAGAGUGCGACGGAGACGCAGAAGAAGAGAUGAUGGUGGAAGGAGAUGGGGAGAUGAUCGGCGAAGGGGAAGAAGAAGGAGGGAAAUGGAAAGACUCGGGGGCAGAGAGACAUAGACCUCUGGACAAUGAGAAAGAGGAGAGUGACUCCUCGGUACAGGAGGGGGAGCAGCAGAACGGGAGUGAGAGGGACUUUGCUUGGAUCUCUUAGAAUCUCUCUGGCUCCUCUCUGUGGUUCAACAAUCUGAAGAUCUGUGAAGAUCCAAGAGGCUUCUGGCUUCUUCACGCUUGUCCCUGACGACUGGGGCAACGCUGACGGGUUUUGCGCGACAAUGAUCUGAAACCAUUUCAACUCACACGGACAACCCUGACUGCCAUAGAAACGAAGUACCUCCUCCAUGUCUGAUAAAGUGUUUUUUCUUUUUUUGAGGAUGCAGGCCAAGUUCCGGUAGUUUCUGUUACAACACCAAUCAACAGGGACACUGCCGAGGAUACGGCAGACGCUGCGGCUACUGUAUGUUCACCAGUCACCAUGGAAACCGAGCAGCAGUGACGAUUCAGAAGAAGACCUGUGGUCACAUUUUGGCGGUCAUGUUUCGGGGCGUCACUACAAAUGAAGGGAAAAUCUAUUGCAAAUCUAGACUUGUGUCGGAGGAGACGACAGCUCAACGGCACAUUGUUGAUGCAGAGUUCUACUGCCACAGACGUGCACUUUAUCAAAGCCCUGAACCCACUGGUUUACAUUUUGAUCUUUGCUUAUCUAACAACUCGGUGACCGCACCUACCUUUAAGGAUAAUGUCUUGACUGUUAGAGAGAAAUCACUGAAUCUUUGUGCAAGUUGCUGUUUAUAUGCCUUCAGUCGGGUCCAUCAAAAGCUUUUUUUUUUUCGGUUCAACUGAAAAUAUCAGAUGUACAUACGGCUCUGGACAUUUACUCAAGAGAUUCAAACCCCUUUUUCACCCGUGAAAUAUCAACAAUGAAUCCACAUGACUUAAUCUUUUGUCUCUUGAGUUGUGACGAUUGGACCUGAGAGCGGAGUCUCUCACACCUUGAGGGGAGAGGGAAGCUGCCUUUGCUCUGAAACACAAGUCUGUGUUUUCCUCUUUUCCUCAUACCGUGUACAUUUCUGAACACACAAUAUGCAGAAACGCUUUUACUUUUGGUGACGUUUUCUUUGGCUUUGUAAGAAAAUAAUCAAAAAAACGUGCUUGAAAAUUUGGUAUUGAGAGUGUAAUUUGUUUUGCUAUUUAUUGACAACUUUUUUGUGGUGUUUUUAAAAAGUCGUUCCCUCCUGACUACUUCUGUGUGCUCGGUGAGGCGGGAUGGGUGUGCAGGAAUGUUUAAAAAAUGUCUAUAUUGGUUCACAAAUCCUUCUUUUCAGAGUGAGACGGAUGACUCGACUUAUUAUAAUUAUUGAAAUUAUGAUUAUUGUUGUUGAUGUUAUGGUUAUUAAUUAUUCUUAAGUGCUGGAUGCUAAGCUUUAUUGUGCGUGUGUUUUAUAUUUUAUAUCUUGUAUAAGAAAAAAAAGAGCUUUUAUACUUUGCCUUGUUGUGGACAGCAAGCCAUGGGGCUUUUUAAUCAACUUUUCUUGUGCCAGUUUACGCUUUUCUUCUGUUAUACUUUUCUUUAUGUGCCACUGGGGAGUACAAAUUCAUUGUCAAAACUUAAAUGACCAACCUAUAUUCAGCACAUGCUUUUGCAUCACUAAUCGACGACCAAAAAAAUAAUCUUGUACAUGAAGUGCUUUUGUUCCAGUUUCUGUGUGCAGGUGCUGGUGGGUUUAAUGUGUUCUUUUCUUUAAAAUGAAUUGGAUUUCACCAUUUUAAGUGAGUGCACGUAACCGGUGUUGUCGAUAUGAAGGGCUGUGUUGAUGUGCUUAGGCUGGCUUUACUGCUUCACUUGGAAUGGUCUGUCAAACACCAGUUGUUCAAAACAAUCACAGGGAUUCGCCAUUAUAUGAUCUGGAUCAUGGCACACGACACGACUUUAAAGAAAUAAUCCGAAUAAGUUAAACGUUUAGAACAGUAUUUGUAGUAGCAGCGUCAUCAAAACUAUGUCUCUAAUUCACGACCAUUGCUGGUCUACAUGUGGUUACAAGAGGAUCCACUAAUGUUAGGAGUAAACAUAUAUAUAAUCUGAAAAUUCGCGUUGAGAUCAAUCAAACUUUGCAAGCAGCGCAGGUUUCCGCAAAAGUCUUUCACUAACAAUUAGCGCCAGACUGGUUCGCCCAUGCAUGCGCUAGUUCACCCGCCAUUUUGACUACGGCAACUCACGUAGUACUGAUCACUCAUCUUUUGUUUAGUUUCUUAAAUUUGAGUUUUUUAAAGUUUAAGUUAAUUUAAAUCAAAACAACGUCGCAUAUCGGUUGAUAUGUGGUAUUCGAAUUGCCAUGGAGGAUGUCAUUAGCAACAAACGUCUGAAUAACUGAUAUUUUCCUCCUGACAUCAAGUCAAAAAACGUGGAGAGAGAGAAUAAAUAUAUAAUAGUUUGGUAAAGUACAGUGUAAAUUGUGACUUGUUAUUUAUUAGUAACUAUUUACAAAGUAAGAAAGUUAGCAUUUGCGUGUGAUAUACCAUGAAAGACAAAUUUUUACCUACAUGUUACAUAAAGAUAACAUUUAAAAAUAUUUUAAAUGAUCAGCUGAUGUCACACAAUUUACAGACCUUUAAAAGUCGUGUGGUGCUGAUGAUCCAACAUUAAAAUGCUGCAAUUGAAUUUACACGAAGGGAAGUCAGGUUUUGUUGCUUUUGCUUUUCUGGUGCCGUGGACUGCACAUUCCUCUCUGCUCUGUUCUGUUUGUGCAUUUAUUUAUUGUGCAUUUGUCCCCUUUAUUAAGUGGUGGUGUUAUGUGGCUUAAAAUUCAAGUUGUGGGUCAAAUUACUAUGAAUGUUAAAGAUGGGGGAAGGAAGUUGCCCGAAAUCAGUGAGAAAACAUGGACCUGAUUCUCAGUGUGAGCAUGUGUGUGUGUGUGUGUGUGUGCAACCCUGCACUCUCCUCAUGACCUGUACUGUACGUCUUCUUCCUCACGCCGGGUUUUAACUUCAGGAAAACGUCUGCCAUCUAAACCCCCCGAUAUGUGCCUCGAUGACAUCUGACAUGUGCGUGUGUGUGAGCACGCCCGCUCCAGAGCUAAAAUGCAAAAAUAAAGUUUGAGAUGACAAAUCAUGACGGGCGAUUUUUGGAUUCUCCUCCCCCACCGUGUGUCCUUGACCUCUCGUGCCCUUUGGUCUCGACUGCAUGUCCGUGUUCAUUUUGUCAAACCAAAGCGACGUCUUCGGCAUCUGCACACAACCUUUUAAUUCCACGUGAUGCAAAACUGGAACUGUUUUCUCUCCUGCAGAUGAUUAUGGGUAUUCAAAUGUACAAACUGAAAAUCCUCCUUUAGCCUGUACAGCUUUUCAAGUGCAAAUCAUGAAGCCAUAGAUAUGGGUAUAUCUGUAUGAUACUAUAUUUCAAAUUCGCCGCGUCUUACUUAAGAUUUUGUUCGACUAUUAAGAGUGAUGUGUGUAUACCUUCAUAUAUAUGAAUUUAUAUUAUAUAUUAUUUAUUUUCUCUCCAGCUUCAGAGGGUCUUUGAUUUGUGAAAAGGUCAAACCUGAAGCUGCUUUUCAUUGGGAAUCUUGUUCAAUAUGACUUUAUAUGGAUGAUUAUCAUAAACCUGUGUUUGUAACAAAAAGUGUUUAAAUAAUGAAAAAAAAAUUGUCCUGUUCUUUUCAAAUGUUCGAGAUAAGUGCUCUUGUGCUAUUUUUUUUUCCCGGGGUGACACUAUGGAAUAUUUUUACAGUCAACCAUGAGCCUCCUGUUUUCGAUGUUUGGAUCAGGCCCCGCCGCCAUGCAAGCCUCUUUGCGAGGUCAUGUUUAGUGGACGAAUUAGCUUGAAUAUUAUUUGCUACAACCAAUCAGUCUCAAUAAAAAAAAAUGCUGCUGUAAGAACUGUUUCACUGAAUGCGUAGUUUCCUGUUGUCGUAAGCGAAGAAGAGAGUGCAGACAGGGCGGAUGUUCUUCCUUUUAUUUUCACAUCGAUCGCAUUAUCAGCAUCACAAAUGGUCAUUCAUCUCCUGGAGCAUGACAUUCACACAGACUCCGUAAGUGCACCGCUCCGAAAAAGUACUUCCUCCAUCAGCUGAUGAAGACCAGAGACUUGAGUCCACAUGGAGAAAAUCUUGACGCCCCCGCCCCCUUCAGGCAAUCGCCUGCUCACAGAGGGGAGGGGGGUUCAUGAACACAAAACCCUUCAGUGUUGUAUUUCUUAACAAAGCAAUGAGAAAUAAAAAGCGAUGCUGGACAUGCAGGAUGACCUCGCAAAGCUGAUCCGAGGUGCCGUAAAAGAAAAAGAAUUGGCUUGGACGUUACAAUACAGUAGAAGAAGCGUAAAGUCGAGUGGAGCUGCCGUCGCAAUGCUUUAGAUUUUGAGAGGAAACAAAGGAUCUAUUGGCUUUCUGCUGCUGGUUUACAUGAAAACUGACAUUCAAACAAAAAGCAGCAUGGGUUUCGACAUAUUUGGAAAAUACACAGAGGCUUUUUAUGCACAUUUCAAGGGUUUUUGUUAGCUUAAUAUACUGGGUGAAAGCUUGACGUUAAAGCUGGAGAAUUUUAGUGGAGAAGAGAGACACCUGGAAUGUGCCCAGCAAGACGGGAAGUCACCCCGUCUUAAAAACAACUCGACGACAUUCGGGGAAAUUUCCAUUUGGCAGAGACAAAGGCAGGGAGCAAUACUGCGUGGUGGGAGUCAAUGAGGGUUUUUUGUGGGGGGAUAUAUCUGAUUAAGCCAGGAUAUUAAACAGUUUUUUUCUUUUACAUUCAACAGUUUCUCCCCUUCUUGCCUCCAAGCUACAAUAAACACCGAUCUUCCAAAAACAUUUCUAGUAAAAAAGGAAAAAAAAUGCAAAUACAUGAAGAAAAAGCCUCAAAAUUCUCUUGCAUAUUUACAAACAAGCCCUGAAACUGUGAGCCCAUCCGCGUCACGCCAGCUUUGUACCUUCCUACCACUCACCUUUGACCUCACCGGCCACUUUUAGUGCAAGACAGAAUGAUGGAAUAGUCGCCGUCAAACUGAGUGUGUGCCGCAGUUCGGAAAAAGGUUUCACCUCCAAUCUAGAAAAGUGCUCGCAAGGACGAUGGGAGUCAGAUCGAAACAUAAACUCAAAUGGGAAGCGUUUCAAUGGACAGUUGCUGUACAGAGAAUCUAGGCCUCACAAACAAGCUGGUGUUUAUGACUUAAUAAAAGAACUCAUUUACAACAGAAAAAAAAGUUGUUUUAGGAGCUUUAUAGAAGCACCAAGAUCAUACAGGGCCCUGCUCAACUCUAAAGUUUGAUAUCUCCAGUGUUGAAGCAGUGUUGUAUUGACUCAGGAAAGCGAUUAAAAAAACAAAACAAAAAAAA
Synchiropus splendidus (mandarinfish) is the source of this 7838-nucleotide messenger RNA. RefSeq names its product zinc finger and BTB domain containing 46 (gene zbtb46). Gene Ontology annotation, molecular function: DNA-binding transcription factor activity, RNA polymerase II-specific; RNA polymerase II cis-regulatory region sequence-specific DNA binding; protein binding. Bases 225 to 2666 code for a protein of 813 amino acids. Gene Ontology annotation, biological process: regulation of transcription by RNA polymerase II. NCBI's taxonomy places the organism in Eukaryota, Metazoa, Chordata, Actinopteri, Syngnathiformes, Callionymidae. The record is from RefSeq and is a predicted model, not a curated record. The transcript has 9 exons.